CCGUCGUUAUCGAACAUAUGGAGACCCCAGUUUCCUCUGUACCCCAACCCAACCCUCUUCCUACUUCCUCCGCCUCCGCCGCCGCCGCCGCCGUCACAGCGGCGAUUCCGGUGACGGUGAAGUCGGCGGGAACCAGUGUACAACAGGUCGAGAGCUCGCCACGAGCUCCGGCGAAGGUGAUUGAUGCCGGUGGAAAUGUGGAGGCUUUGGCGGCGAUUCCCUGCGCCAAGCUCCGGCUCAUGUGCAGCUAUGGAGGACACAUCAUGCCUCGGCCACACGACAAGGCCUUGACGUACGUCGGCGGCGAGACACGCCUCGUGGUGAUCGAUCGUCACUCGUCUCUGUCAUCGUUCCGGUCACGCCUCUCUCGUAUGCUCCUCAAUGGUCGAGCCUUCACGCUCAAGUACCAGCUCCCCAACGAAGACCUAGAUUCGCUCGUCUCCAUCACCACCGAUGAAGAUCUCGAGAACAUGAUCGAAGAGUACGACCGCGUGACGUCGUCCGCCGCCGUGGCGUCGGGAGCGCCGGCGUCGCAACGGAUCCGGUUGUUCCUCUUCGCGAAUAAGCUCGAGACCGCUGCAACGAUGGGAUCUCUGCUCGACGGAGCGAAAUCGGAGACCUGGUUCGUUGAUGCUCUGAAUCAGUCCGGUCUUCUUCCUCGGGGGUUGUCGGAUUCCGCUGCCGUCGGUAACUCCUUGUUGAAUCUCGACGACGCGAGCACCGGAGAGGCGGCCGAGAUGCAAAAUCUAGAGACAAAUGUUGGUGGAGAGAACAAAAAACCGGUGGAUACGGUUGCUAGUGGAGCGAUUCCGCAUAACGAGAUCCAUUUGAGCUCGAUGCCUGAUUCUCCAAUGCUCGAAACCGCAAGUUCUUCGUACGGAUCUUCCUCUUCCACGCCGUCGAUGGCGAACUUGCCUCCGAUUCGUGUUAGGGUUAGCGAAGAACAAAGGAUCGAGGAACAAUUUGCGCAUAUGAAUUUCUCGAACGUGCACGUUCAGAGGCACUUGGAAGAUGGCGCUGGCUUGAUGGUGGCUCGGCCUCCGAUGAUUCCGCCGGCGGCAAUGACCGAUGCGGCGGCUGCGGCGGCGAUUUACGGCGCAGCUCCUGACGGUGCCUGUGGCGGUAUGUCUGGUGUUUGUCAGGCUCCGUUGGAAGACGACAGAUCGGAUCCGAGUCUGUCGGCGGGUUACAGGAAACCGCCUCAUCAAGUUUCAGUGCCUCCGAGAACUGGCGCAGGAUAUGGCUUGGCUUCCCCUGAUUCUGUGGCAAGUGAUAGUAGCAUUUCUUCUACUACAUUUCCUAAGCCAAUGUACUACCAAGACCAAGCUCAAACUCAAGCUCAAGCUCAAGCUCAAGCCCCACCGAAAGGCACCCCGAUACAGCCCGAGACCACGUCGGUUCAGCCGGUUGCAUAUGCAGCCAUGGACCAACACCAGACACCGCCGCCUCAGGUUCAGCAACCGUACGUUCAGUACAUCCCUCACCCCUCUCAGUACAUCCCGGUCUACCCUCAUCAGCAUCAGAACUAUCCGGUUUACGUAAUGUCCGUCCCUCAAUCUCAGCCCUAUGUUUCCACAGCUACUCCCCCUCUUUAUCCGAACUCCAAACCCGGCUCAAACCCUAAAUCCGAAAACCCUCAAAACGUUUACCGGACCGCUCUACCUCCAAACCAACCUCAGCAGGCCCUUCAGCUUCAGCAGCCGGCUCCUGCUCAACCGCAGUACGUUGGUUAUUCUAUGGUGCCACAUCAUCAUACCGCAAACGCUAAUUACAGCGGUUAUGAGUACUCGAAUGCUACACACGAGCCGGCAUACUACCAGGUGCAACCGCCGAUUUCUGCGUCUGCGACUGCGAUUCCCUUGGCCUCUCAAUACCAGAGUAUGACCCCAGCUGCGGCUGGGGGUGGCUCUUGA
Messenger RNA from Tarenaya hassleriana, 1913 nucleotides. RefSeq lists its product as uncharacterized. The record is from RefSeq and is a predicted model, not a curated record. NCBI's taxonomy places the organism in Eukaryota, Viridiplantae, Streptophyta, Magnoliopsida, Brassicales, Cleomaceae. Gene Ontology annotation, molecular function: protein binding.